Molecule: messenger RNA, 4669 nt
Organism: Alexandromys fortis (reed vole)
Lineage: Eukaryota; Metazoa; Chordata; Mammalia; Rodentia; Cricetidae
Gene: Lratd1
Product: LRAT domain containing 1
Exons: 2
Coding region: 329-1207 (292 amino acids)
Biological process (GO): cell motility; cell morphogenesis
Source: RefSeq, a predicted model, not a curated record
CCGGGGCGGGCCUGGAAAACGGCUGUUCAGGCGAUUUAAGAGUCGUCGGCGCGGCUGUGGAAAGCCGAGUGGAGCCAGGACUUGCCAGGUGGAUCAGACGCCAAAGCCAGCGUAGACACGGAGCGCACCCGCACCGCUCUGGGCACCUCACCGCACUGCUUGCCUCCGGGUAGAUCUGAACCGCAAUCCCACGCGCAGCCAGGACCCACUCGCCACUGCCGCCUCCACAGCACCCAUGGGGACCUGGAGACUUUAAAAGGAGUUUGGGGUUUCGGGAGCAGGGAAAUCACGGAUCUCAGUUCCUGGCCCUGGCCUCGCCGCGUCAUUGAUGGGCAACCAACUGGACCGCAUCACCCACCUCAACUACAGCGAUUUGCCCACUGGGGACCCAUCUGGGAUUGAGAAGGACGAGCUACGGGUCGGGGUUGCCUACUUUUUCUCGGAUGAGGAGGAGGACCUGGACGAACGCGGGCAGCCGGACAAGUUUGGUGUGAAGGGCCCCCCAGGUUGCAGCCCCUGCCCAGAGAGCCCCAGCCGCCACCACCACCACCUGCUGCACCAACUCGUCCUCAACGAGACUCAGUUUUCAGCCUUCCGGGGCCAGGAAUGCAUCUUUUCCAAAGUAACCGGCGGCCCUCAGGGCGCCGACUUGAGUGUCUACGCGGUCACCGCACUGCCCGCGAUCUGCGAGCCCGGCGACCUGCUGGAGCUGCUGUGGUUACAGCCCGCGUCCGAGCAGCCAGCUCCAGCCCCACACUGGGCCGUCUACGUGGGCGGCGGGCAGAUCAUCCACCUGCACCAAGGCGAGAUCCGCCAGGACAGCCUGUACCAGGCGGGCGCGGCCAACGUGGGCCGGGUGGUGAAUAGCUGGUACCGCUACCGCCCGCUGGUGGCCGAGCUGGUGGUGCAGAACGCCUGCGGCCACCUGGGCCUCAAGAGCGAGGAGAUCUGCUGGACGAACUCCGAGAGCUUCGCCGCCUGGUGCCGCUUCGGAAAACGCGAGUUCAAGGCUGGCGGGGAGGUCCCGGCAGGCGCGCCACCUCCGCAGCAGCAGUAUUAUCUCAAGGUGCAUCUGGAGGAGAACAAAGUCCACACGGCCCGCUUCCACAGCCUGGAGGACCUCAUCCGCGAGAAGCGCCGCAUAGACGCCAGUGGCCGCCUGCGAGUGCUGCAGGAGCUUGAGGACUUUGUGGACGACAAGGAGUAACCCAGAGCAGCCGCCUUCCGCGCUUUUUCUCACGUCCGGAGCUCCUUUCCUGUCCCCGCAGUUCUGCACCCCACGACCCCUAGCUCGCGAGUCCAGGGCCAGCCGCUGGAAGCUUCAGGAACUCACAACGGCACUGGGCGGGCACAGCUACGCUCCCCUAAGACAGCCCUUGGUGUUGGUGACCAUGCCGGGGUGACCUAACCUGCGCCUUUCCCCUAGGUUGUGACGGGGAAAGGGCAAAGGGGAGCAAGGACACGAUCCUUCCCGAGAGCCAAUGGUCAAUGAUCUUUCACCAGACAGGGCAAAUACCCUUUAGUCACAGGGGAUCGUCACCCCCCAGAUGCGCACACACAGACCAGUUGGAGGUGAGAAUUGUUCUUUUGGGGGCACAAUUGAACUCCCGAGGAUCUCAGAAACCGAGCCUGUCCUGUGUACUUGGGAGCACUUCGGGGACUCCAGGUUACCCUGAGGCUGCCAGGAACUGUUUUGCAGCUCUCCAGCCCAAGGUCUUCUGACAAUGCAUUCCAGACUCUGGGCUGAGCUAGAUAGGUUUGGCUUCCCUGUUUGCACAGCUGGAAGCAGACGCCAGUUCCCGGACUGACCGACCCUUGACAGAAGGGAAGCCUUCUAGGUCCCUGGAGGAAAAUGGCUCAGCACAUCUUAGAGGAAGGAGGGCUUGCCCGCUCCAGAAAAGGAGCUAAUUCACCUGGUGUGUGGUCUCUUGAAUGUAAAAAGGAGGAGGCUUUUUUUGCUCAGAACCCCUUGAUUGCUUCCCUCCUUGCUCCGAGUUUCAGAGAAUCUGGUUUUCCAAGGGACUGGAGGAGAAGGCAGGGAGAAUCUACAACAUUCCAGAAACCAGCAUUAGGACAGCCUAGCCAGUGUCUUUAGUUUGGCUUUUUCUAACUAGAAGAUCUUAGAAGGCAGGGGGGAGGUAGAGGUUGUUUUUAAAACCGGAACAGCAGUUUUCCAACGUUGUCAACAAAGCCUACAGUGUCGAUGCUUCUCUUGAUCAUAUUUAGCAACCUGCUAAUGAAAUUUCAAAUUGAAAUUUUUAUUUUCAUGGCUUUAAUCCAUGAUAGCUUAAAUACUGGGGGCCAUUAGGAGUGGAAUUAAGCUAAGAGUUUAGCUGACAUUGCCUUUCACUCUGGUUUUUCUCAACUCUUAUGAGAAUUCUGUUUGGGGAUAUUAUAUUUACUUUUUUUCCCCCUGACUUUUUGGAGUUGCCCUGUGAUGAUGGAGCUGUUCAUUAGUGUGUAUAUUGUACUGAAUUUUUGUCAGUUCAAGGGUCUGCUGCUGUGGUGAUUGCUAGCAAGUUCCAUGAGGGUUCUUUUCUUUCUUCAUGUUGUAUAUCAUCAUCAUCAUCAUCAUGAAUUUCCUCAUUUCAUCUUUUGCACCUCACCUCUUGGUCCCCUUCAAAAGGAAUCAAGAGUUGGUGGGCUUUAGGGCCGCCUCUGUAGCCUGUCCUGCUGUUUAUUCCUGAGAAGAGGGAGGCGCUCUUAGAACCAGGACAGAAGGUGUGUCUUUCCAAGCACGGUUAUGUGAAGCUCCUUCCUUUGGGCAAGAGUUGUGGAUUUUCUCCAAGGGAUACAGCCACAGCCUAACUGGUCGUUACUUGAUUCCGUGUGCUAGACACACCUGAGAACAUAUACAGUGUCCUGAGAGAGUUUGUCAAAUCACGGUGUUUAGCUAAUGGUUGUGAGCAAUUGCAUAGUAGUGACAGAUGUGUCUCAGUUGAACAGCAAAUACUAUGUCCAAAGCCAGUUCCUUGGCGUUUGAAAACAAUGCAAUAAAAACUAGUGGAAGUUAGCCGACAGGGAAAUGCCUUUCUCAUGCUAAAGGGUUUGUUUCUGUUUUGUGGGGAUUUUUUUUGUUGUUGUUGCUUUCUUUUGUUUCGUUUUGUUUUCAUGUUGGAUUCAUCCUCUGAUCUUGAGUCAAAAGGUCAAAUCAAUGAAAUAUGAACUAAAGUAUUUUUCUGAAGCCAACGGAGUGAUUUAUUUUUUAAAACUGUGUAUGCUUUUCCUUUCAGCACAUCCAACAGCAAAACUUCGUAACAACUAAACUUAACCUUUGCAUGUAUGGAGAACUGAAAGUCAUUUCUUUCUCUAACUUAGUCUUUUGGCAAAUGACAGAUCGGUGUCCAUAAACCGAAAUUCUUUAUUGUGUCUCCACACGCCAUAUCCUUUCCUGUGUCCUCCUACUGUAUCUUGGCUCCUGCUGAAUUAAACACCAUCCUAAGCACUUGUUCCCUUGGGACUCCUUCUUGACAUUGUGUCUUCCACCUGUGAGUGGGCAAAAGAAGCUCAUUGGUCUCUAUCAGAUCCCAAACUGAAUUACUCCUUUUAUGAAACGUAUAUGCCAUGCCAAGAGGGGACUGGUUCAUCAGCUUCAUACAUGCUGAAAUUUGAUGACAAUGAAAACGAAAGCAAGACAGAGAAAUAACAUUUAUGGUUAGAUUGAUUUACCAAGGACUUAGUGAAUGAUAAUAGUUUUUCAAAUUCACAAUAAGAAAACAACGAUCAAAAAUUUUAAAGGGAGUUUUAUGGUUUCUCAUGCUCCUAUGGAAAUGAUUGCUAUCUCUUGGUGAUUGUUAGCACAAACCUGUCAGAGUACAUUUUAUUUUAUUUUAUUUUAUUUUUUGGUUUUUUGAGACAGGGUUUCUCUGUGGUUUUGGAGCCUGUCCUGGAACUAGCUCUUGUAGACCAGGCUGGUCUCGAACUCACAGAGAUCUGCCUGCCUCUGCCUCCCAAGUGCUGGGAUUAAAGGCGUGUGCCACCAUCUCCCGGCCAGAGUACAUUUUAGAGAGAAUCUUAUCUAAUUGCUUGAUCAGGAAAAAGGGUUUCUAUUUUAUUUAUUUAUUUAUUUUUGUUUUUUCAUGACCGGGUUUCUCUGUAGCUUCGGAGCCUGUCCUGGAACUCACUCUAUAGACCAGGCAUGAACUCACAGAGAUCUGUCUGCUUCUGCCUCUCAAGUGCUAGGAUUAAAGGUGUGCGCCACCACUGUCCAGCUAAGGGAUUUCUAUUUUAAAGCAUUAUUGAGGCUGCUGUUGCUAGAUCCGCAAAAGUUGAAGAUCCUUUUGUAGCUGUCACUUGAGUUUUAUUAUGGGCGAAUACUGUUUUCUCUAGAAUGUACUAGUUGCAGGAAUCAAGCCAUGAGUCUUCCACCAUUUGCAAAAGGACAAUAACAUUUUAAUUUUAGGACAAUUUAGUUUUUGUAGUCCCAUGAUGUGGAGAGGGUGAAGCUGUGUUCUGUCCAACCCUCACCAAAGCAGAGGCCACCUCUACCUUUUCUCCCCUGCAAAGGGGCAUAUCUCCAAAGAAAACUACUAUCAGAAAACAAAUUUAAAAUGCAGAUGUUUCUCAGAGAGCUUUACUGCAUUAAAAAGCAAGCAAACAACAACAGAUGCGAAAGGUACAUUGGGCAUACAUCUGAAAAAUAAAGCUCUCGAAUGCCAUUGCUCUUAAA